Molecule: messenger RNA, 2070 nt
Organism: Gossypium raimondii (Peruvian cotton)
Lineage: Eukaryota; Viridiplantae; Streptophyta; Magnoliopsida; Malvales; Malvaceae
Product: double-stranded RNA-binding protein 2
Exons: 4
Coding region: 262-1896 (544 amino acids)
Molecular function (GO): double-stranded RNA binding
Source: RefSeq, a predicted model, not a curated record
UUUAACUGUUGAUCCACGUCAAUUCGAAACCCAACCAAAUUUGCUCCUUUCCUUUCAUUGUAAAAUUUGCAUUUUAAAUAUAUUUUUUUUAUCAUAACGCUCUGAAAUUUUUUGAUUAGUGUGCGAAGAGAAUGCUACUUACUGUACUAGAAGCGUUACUUUCUCAAUAAACCCUGAUUUUCUUUUUUCUAUCAUUUUCCCGAGAAUUUUUCAAGCAUCAACAAGAAAGAAAUACCCAGAAAAUCUACUUAUUCAGAAGGUAUGUUCAAGAACCAAUUGCAAGAGUUGGCUCAAAGAAGUUGCUUUAAUCUACCAUCUUAUUCGUGCAUCCGGGAAGGCCCUGAUCAUGCUCCUCGGUUUAAAGCUACUGUAAACUUUAAUGGAGAGACCUUUGAAAGCCCUAUGUUUUGCUCUACUUUGAGACAAGCGGAACACGCUGCCGCAGAAAUAGCUCUAAAUACACUUGCCAACAGAGGCCCUUCCAGAGCAUUGGCUGCAAGAGUUUUGGAUGAAACCGGUGUUUAUAAGAACUUGCUUCAAGAGACUGCUCAUAGAGCAGGCUUAAAUCUUCCUGUCUACACCACUGUUCGAUCUGGACCAGGCCAUAUUCCUAGUUUUUCAUGCAUGGUUGACCUUGCUGGGAUGAGCUUUACAGGGGAUCCCGCUCGGACUAAGAAACAAGCUCAGAAGAAUGCAGCAAUGGCUGCAUGGUCAGCCCUGAGAAAGUUGUCUCAGUAUGGUUCAUCGUCGUCUUCAUCACCUUCAUUGGAGUUUAAAGGAAAACAAGAACAAGAGCAAGUUGUCAUUGCUCAUUUCCUUUCAUCGUUACGACCAUCUGAAGUGAGACCGUCUAUGCAAAACGAUUAUCGAUAUGAAAAGCACAGAUCAGUCCCUGUAUGUCGAGACCUAACCCCACCAAAUCAAAGCUUAUAUUCUGCGCACGGUGAAAGUUGGCCUUACCCUAGCUUUCCCCUUGAAAUGACCAUGCCCAUAUACCAAAUAUGGCAGCAAGAACAACUAUUGCAGUUGCAAAGCCAUCUGUUUUCGUUUCCGGUUUCUCCUGUUCCUCCACCUGCUCCUCAGUUUCUUCCUAUUUUAGACCUGGAUCGUCAUCUUCAAGCUAGAGGCCAGGAACCAAGAUUUAUGUCUCCAAGGAUUGCCAUUUCUACAACACACCCUUCUCUUUACAUCUCUAAUCAUUCAGCUUCUCAACCAACCAUGGGUAAAUCUACAGUGACCAUUCAAGAGAUACAUGAAGAGAUAAAAGAAGAAUCACCCAAAAGCCCUCCUCCACGCUUAGUUAACGAUCGGCUUGUUCCAGGUCAAACUAAUGCUGAAACAGGUAUCGGUGAAUCAAAACAGGAAGACCACAAACAGAAGAACACCGAGUUGGAAAGCAAAAGUGAUACUGGUCAUAGGAAAUCUGAUGCUGGUUCUCGGCCUGUCAACAACCGAUUACAAAAUCCACAUGCCUUUGAGUCUUCUCAUCUUCGAUCACAGUAUCCUCCAUGGACAAGUUAUUACGGAAAUUCUAGACCAGCACCAUCCUAUGCAGCGGCUCCUCCGACGAUCCGAACUGUAAGCCCGAUUUCUUCCAUGAGACCGAACAUGCAAGAGCCAACAACUCAGGUUCCUGUCCUGCCAAGAAUGAGAAUUGGAGCUCCGCCAUUUUCAACCAGGCCGAGCUUCGAGAGAACGAACCUUGGCAGUAUGCAUCACAGCUCCAUUGCACCACCUGUUAGAAUACGGUCUGUUGUACCGGUCUGUUCGGCUCCACCAUCAAGAAAAACACCAAAUUUCAACAAGGAGAGGCUAUUGCCCAACAAAGAGAAGAAAGAUACAGUAGCUGAGGAUCUAUCAACAGCAGUUUCAGAAUUUAGUAAGCUUAGCAUGUAGACGGGGAAUACACUGCUUUUGACUUUUAAAUUAAUUAUAAUAAUAUUAAUUGUAUUCGCAAUCGUGAUAAAUGUAAUAAGACGUUAAUUUAAAUCCAGAAUAUAGCAAUGCAUAGAUAAAUACCUGUAUAAAACUGAAAUUCAUAUUUUAAAAAUUUCUGCUUUCACUUGCUUA